Molecule: messenger RNA, 3120 nt
Organism: Aspergillus terreus NIH2624
Lineage: Eukaryota; Fungi; Ascomycota; Eurotiomycetes; Eurotiales; Aspergillaceae
Product: putative C6 transcription factor (Mut3)
Exons: 4
Coding region: 1-3120 (1039 amino acids)
Biological process (GO): positive regulation of transcription by RNA polymerase II; DNA-templated transcription
Cellular component (GO): nucleus
Molecular function (GO): zinc ion binding; DNA-binding transcription factor activity, RNA polymerase II-specific; sequence-specific DNA binding
Source: RefSeq, a predicted model, not a curated record
AUGGCCACUUCAUCCUCCGCUUUUCAUUCUGCGCCCGACGGCGCCAACGACGAUGAUGCGCUCCCGACGGACUCGGCGUUCUAUCACGAUGACGCCGACCCCUCCGUCCACCCCUCAAAGGACGAUGACUCCAAACCCGCCAAAGAACCUCUUCCCAUGCAAAAACGGCGUCGCGUCACUCGCGCCUGUGAUGAGUGUCGCCGGAAAAAAAUUAAGUGCGACGGGAAGCAACCCUGCACGCAUUGCACCGUCUACAGCUAUGAUUGUACCUACGACCAGCCUUCGAAUCGUCGUCGUAACCCUGCGCCUCAGUAUGUCGAAGCGCUCGAAACCCGCCUCCACAAAGCCGAAGCCCUCCUGCGGGUCGUCCUCCCCGAUCUUAACCUCGAUGAUCCGCGCUUUGACGAGCACGCGACCGAGCAGAUGCUUGCGGCCGUGAAACGAGAACGACAGCAUCAACAACAAGCACCACCACAGCCCGCGACCACCGAAAAUGAACCCCAGCCAGGCCCCGCACCCCCCGCCGAUACAGCCGCCGACAACAGCGGCGGCGAUGAGUCGCUACUCGAGACGAUGGUCGAUAAUUCCGGCUUCCUCGACUUGGAUGACCAGGGUCAUUGGGAUUACCACGGCCACACCUCGGGCAUUAUCUUCAUCCGGCGUCUGCGCAAACAGCUCGGCGCGUCGGACGUUUCUGGGCCGACCAUGCGGUCGCGGCCGCAAUUGCUGGAAAGCCCCAAGUCGACGUCAGAGUCGCCGCAAGAGGGACAGCUUGUUCCUACCCACGAUCUGCCGGCACGCGAUGUCGCACGGCGUCUGUGUCACAACUGCCUGGAAGACGGGUGCUCUCUGAUGCGAUUCGUGCACGAGCCCUCGUUUUGGGCCAUGUUUGAUCGCAUCUACGACGUCCCCCCAGAGCAGUAUACCAAUGAAGAGCAUUCUUUCUUGCCGCUACUCUAUAUCGUCAUGGCGGUCGGUUGUCUGUUCUCGGAUGACGGCGCUGGCACUCUUGAUGUGUCCGGAUAUGAAGGCGCUAUCGGUCAAGGUUUCCAAUUCUUCAAAGCAGGUCGCCAGCUCUUGGAGAUUACCGACUGCCGCGACUUGACCUCCCUCCAGGCCAUCUGUUUCAUGGUCCUCUUCCUUCAGUCGUCCGCCAAACUGAGCACAUGUUAUUCCUAUGUCGGCAUUGCCCUUCGCUCGGCCCUGCGACUUGGGCUGCACCGUUCGGCCGUGACCGCGAAUUUCAACCCGCUUGAGCGAGAACUCCGUAAGCGUGUCUUUUGGGUCGUCCGGAAGAUGGACACCUACGUGAGCACCCUCCUCGGUCUGCCACAGAUGCUGAGCGACGACGACAUCGACCAGGAAUACCCGCUACCUGUCGACGGCGAGUACAUCACCCCCGAAGGAAUCCUUCCCACACCAGAAGACUACACGGCCCUGAUGGCCGGAGCCAACGCACAUACGCGAUUGUCGGGUAUUAUCCUAAAAGUGGUGAAGUACAUCUAUCCUGUGAAGAACGCCCAGCAUCGGUCCAAGUCGGACCAGCGCUAUGUGGUGAGCCACUCGAAGAUCCGCGAGAUUGAACGCGAUCUCCAGGCCUGGAUGGAGGAGCUGCCUGCGGCUCUCCGGCCGGGCACCGAGGUAUCGCCCCAGCUGGAGCGGGUGCGACAAUUGCUGCGAAUUAGCUACGCGCAUGUGCAGGUCGUGAUGUAUCGGCCCUUCAUGCACUACGUCUCCAGCGGAUCCCAGGCGAAAGGCGUGGACCGGCGUUCGUACGCUUGCGCUGCUGCCUGUAUCAGUGUCUCGCGCAACAUCGUUCACAUUACCACCGGGAUGCACAAGCGGGGCCUCCUCAACGGGGCGUACUGGUUCACGAUGUACACAACGUAUUUCGCGAUCUUGUCCCUGCUCUUUUUCGUGCUCGAGAAUCCCGAUUCCCCGACAGCCAAGGAUGGCGUGCUCAAGGACGCCAUGGAAGGCAAAAACACGCUGGCGGGCCUGGCCAAGAAAAGUAUGGCGGCCGACCGGUGUUCGCAGAGCCUCAACUGUCUCUUCAAGAACCUCCCGGAAAUGCUGAAGAACCGGCAGUCCGUCGCGAACCCGGUCAACCUGAAGCGCCCCGCUCCCAGCACCAGCAAUAAUGGAAUGGACAAUGCGCCCAGCGCGCCGGCCCCCGAGAUGGCACCACCGCAGCGAGCCAGCACUUUCCCUACCCACAUGUUAACCAAAACAUCCCGAGAGGCGAGCGUCAAAGCCAAGAGUAUAGACGACACCUACGCCAAUCGCACGCCCAACCCUCGUCCUCUCAGCAACCCGACCUGGUUCUCAUCCACCCCAGAGACCCCCACUGAUCACCCGUCCGCGCGGUCUGAUCCCAUUUCUGCCGGGCACGUGGACACGACGCCGCCGGCAUCGCAGAUGCCCAUGACGCUGCCCAACGACUCUGCGGUGUAUACCUCGCAGUCCUUCACCAAUCCCUCGAACCUCCCCGAUCUCAUGCCGAUUAUGUUCCCGUCCGACGACCCCUUUGCGUACCCCACGCAGCCCAUGUCCACGCUAGAGGAUGACCAUUUCCGGCAAGACGGCAGCAUACGGCCAUUUGGGCUGGACCAGCGCUCGGCGAUGGCGUCCGUCUCGCCGACAGACCCCAACACGACGAUAGGCAUGCACACGCCGAAUCUCGACAGCUUUGCCAACUUCCCGCUGUUCUCAAACGGCACGCCGACAAGCACGCCGUCUGGCCUGCACGCCACGCUGCCGACGCGACUGGCCAACUCUCAGCACCUGAAGCAGGCGCGGCUGCAGUCGCCCGUGUCUCACGGGUCGGCGACGCCGACAGAGGCCGUCAACAGUCCCGACCUCGUGUCGCUUCCGAAUCAGAAUUACAUGUGGCAGGGGUACAACUUCCAGCCUCAGUCGUUCGCACCGGAGCCCUCGACGCAGUCCAUCGCGCCGGGUAAUCCGCCGAAUUUCAGCAUGGGCGUGGACGACGGCAGUUCGGUGGGGAUGGGACUGGAUCUGGGGAUUCCGCUGGACGACAUCUUUGGCAAUGGCGAGGCGUGCCGACCGAACGGGCUGCCGAAUGACGACUGGAUUCAAUGGAUGAACGUGGGGGGUUAG